AUGCCAUAAUAUUUUCAUCACUUGCAGAAAAAUCUUUGCAUCCUUUGAUCAACGACGACGUUGCCAAAACAUUCUAUAUACGUUCCACUAACAAGGCAAAAGCACCUAGCAUCUUGUCCAGGCAAAAGUAAAUAUGGUUUUUAGUUGGAGAAGGAAGAAAGCUGCUCGAGAAAAGCUCUUUAAAGUCCAGGAGUUGGUGAUUCCAAACCAGUUUCUUUGCCCAAUAUCUCUUGAUCUUAUGAAGGAUCCCGUCACAUUAUCUUCUGGGAUAACAUAUGAUCGGGAGAGCAUAGAAACGUGGCUCGAGGGUGGGAAUUUUACGUGCCCGGUAACGAAUCAAGUGCUAAGGAGUUUUGAUCAGAUUCCUAAUCAUAGUCUCAGGAAAAUGAUUCAAGAUUGGGGUGUGGCGAAUCGUAACUAUGGCGUAGACCGAAUCCCAACACCUCGAGUUCCGGUUUUGGGAGCUCAGGUCUCGGAGGUUCUUUUUAGUUUGGAGGACUCGACAAAGCGUUUGAAUGGGGCAGGGUGCCUAGAACUGGUGCAGAAAAUCAAGAAAUGGGGCAAUGAAAGCGAGCGUAACAGGCGUUGUAUCGUGGCGAAUGGAGCAAUUAGUGUGUUUGCAGCUGCGUUUGAUUCAUUUGCGAGAGAUUCUUUUGAAAGAAAUGCUAAUGUGUUGGAGGAGAUAUUAUCUGCCAUGAAUUGGAUGUUUCCUAUAUUCCAACAUUCACUUGAUGCAGAAGCACGAGCGCAUUUAGGCUCGCAAGAUUCUUUACGCUGCUUGGUGUGGUUCUUGAAAUGCGGAGAUCUUUCGGUGAAGCAAGACUCCAUGAUUGCAUUAAGAGAAAUUGUUUCUUUAGACCAAAAACAGGUAGAAGCAUUGGCAGCCAUUGAAGAGGUGUAUGAAGUUCUUUUUAGGUUCAUUAAGGACCCAGUUUGCCCUGCAAUCACCAAAGCUUCUCUUAUGGUAAUAUUCUAUCUAGUAUCAUCUCCUUCUUCCACUAGCAUAAAGACCAGAUCAGCAUUAGUGGAGAUGGGCCUGGUUUCUUUGUUACUAGAAGUUACCAUAGACUCAGAAAGGAGCACAAGUGAGAGAGCAUUAGGUGUUUUUGAUAGACUUUGUGAUUGUGAAGAAGGAAGAGAAGAGGCCUAUAGGAAUGCUCUAACAUGUCCAGUCUUGGUGAAGAAAAUCUUAAGGGUAUCAGAAUUGGCAACGCAGUCUUCAGUUUCUGCCAUUUGGAAGCUUAGCAAGUACGGAAAGAAACAUGAAGAGAACGUCCUGGUCGAGGCUCUUCAAGUAGGUUUAUUUCAGAAGCUAGUGUUGCUCUUACAGCUUGGUUGUGGAGAUGAGACAAAGGAGAAGACAACAGAACUUCUGAAACUGAUGAGUCCUUACAGAGAUGGAUUGGAAUGCAUUGACUCAGUAGAUUUCAAAAAUCUAAAACGGUCAUUUUGAAACACCCAAGAUUUUGCAAUAUCAUAUUCAUCAAAUCUUCAUUUUUCAGAUCAAUUCUGUAAUUUGUAAUACUAAUUCAACAGAUAUAUACAUAUUUUUUUUUGGUUUA
Messenger RNA from Populus nigra (black poplar), 1562 nucleotides. RefSeq names its product U-box domain-containing protein 21-like. Gene Ontology annotation, biological process: protein ubiquitination. Gene Ontology annotation, molecular function: ubiquitin protein ligase activity. NCBI's taxonomy places the organism in Eukaryota, Viridiplantae, Streptophyta, Magnoliopsida, Malpighiales, Salicaceae. The transcript has a single exon. Bases 134 to 1453 code for a protein of 439 amino acids. The record is from RefSeq and is a predicted model, not a curated record.